AUGUCCAAGGCUGGUCGACCAGAGCAAUUGUGGAGCAUCCAAGCAAGUUUCUGCGAGGACCAAGAAGUCGAAGGUGGCCAGGUAGAGUCCAUCAAGGACGAGCUUCUAGGCGCCGGCGACGUGGUGCUGGUGGAGGGCAUCGACUCCAUCCAUGGCGCCGUCUUGGCCACGAUUCUGAAGGAGGAGAACGGGAAGUGCGAGAUCAAAUAUUUCGAUCCCACGGAGAACCGAAUCGAGACCAUGUCCAAUGUUCCACUGUCCAAGUGCAAAAAGACCGCUUCUUGA
Molecule: messenger RNA, 285 nt
Organism: Symbiodinium sp. CCMP2592
Lineage: Eukaryota; Dinophyceae; Suessiales; Symbiodiniaceae
Source: the annotation of a GenBank genome assembly